CCACAAACAUGGGCACACACAUGUGGGACACAUAUGAAACAGUAGUUACUCGAGAGCAUUGAGGUUCUUGGGGAGGAGGCACAAUGGAUUGCCAGUUUGCCGUUUGUACAGAGCCAGGCCCUUGCUAAUCCAGCUCUUGUGCAGAUUUAGAGUGCCCCCCACCCCCAUCCUGUGGUUCAUUCUCUGUGGUUAAUCAUUCUCCAACAUGCAACUGCAGGGCCUGCAGAGCAAUGACUGUAGGGGGCCAGCACCCCUGCCCCCAGACACUGAGGUCCUUGUGCCUGUUGGGGGCACCUUGAGACUGGAUUUCUGUGGGGCCUCUGCCAGAUGUCACCUUCUCUGAAUCAUCCCAGAACACUGUUUAAAAUCAUAUUGCCCAUUACCUCUUCCCUGAUGCUCUCAACUUGUGCCUGCUUCAUUUUUCAGUAUGGUAGAAUGAUGUUUUCAUUAAACAUCGUUCCUAUUUUUCUGACAUAUUGAUUAUCUCCCCCUUUUAGAAAGAAAGCUCCUCUUGGGCAGGGGUUCUCAUCUGGAUUUGAUUGCUUCACCCACAGGACCCAGCAUGGAGAUGGCUUCUAGGAGCUACUCAGUUGCUGAUUGGGACAUGAAUGGAACAUGCCGUUCCUAUGAGGACUGCUGUGGCUCUAGGUGCUGUGUGCGGGCCCUCUCCAUACAGAGGCUGUGGUAUUUUUGGUUCCUCCUGAUGAUGGGAGUGCUCUUCUGCUGCGGAGCCGGCUUCUUCAUCCGCAGGCGCAUGUACCCACCACCACUGAUCGAGGAGCCUGCGUUCAACGUUUCCUACACCAGGCAGCCCCCAAACCCCACUCCAGGAACCCAGCAGCCGGGGCCACCAUAUUACACCGACCCUGGAGGACUGGGGGUGAAUCCUGUUGGGAACACCAUGGCAAUGGCUUUCCAAGUCCAACCCAAUUCACCCCAGGGAGGCACAACCUAUCCACCCCCUCCUUCCUACUGCAACACACCCCCACCCCCAUAUGAACAGGUGGUGAAGGACAAGUAGCGGACCCUGCCAGUGAAGGUGGAGAGGCUGGAUGGGCCUUUCUCAGGCUGUCCUCAUCCCCAUGGACAAUUGCUUCCAGGGGCAGUCCAAGGGAAAAUUCCUCUUUGAUAUCUUCAAAGCAAGCACAGCUUCCUUUCAAGUUUCCUGUGGAGGACAAUAUUUGAAUUCACACUGUGUCUUCUCUGUUGCUUCUGUUUCUGACUUGGUUUCUGAUGUAGUCUGUGCUCUCUGGAAGUGUGGUGACAGUCCCUAAGGGUUGGCAUUCUUAGGGUGGCAUGACCUGAUCCUCAGGGGAGAGGCAAAGAGGAGGAGAAGGCAAAGCCUGCGUGUGAGGGGGAAAGGAUGGAGGGGCUCAGCUGAGUUGGGUCCAAAGAAAAGGCCUACAGAGCGGCUGUCAGCUGCCCCAGCCCAUUCUUCCAGAAGAUGUUAGAGGAAUGAACAGAGUGGAACAAGCCCUUUGACACUAUUCUGUCUCCUCACACCCUGAAAAUAGGCUUCCCUCUACAUAGAGAAGAGUCCAGUAUGUGUCACUUCCACUGCAAGAUGAAGAUAAGAAUCAGGCCCAAGUUGUACAUCUGCAGCUAUCUGAAGCUCAGUAAGCAAAGACGUGAGAAAUCACUUCUGGCCCCAAACUGAGACACUGCAUUUUGUGAGCUCUUGGUCUGACUUGGAAAACAAAAGUUUCCCCCUUUUUUAGUGCAUUCAUGGAGGCGUGUAUGUAGUGUGUCCUGUUCUUGGAGAUCAGAUGAGGACUGUGUCCUUCCUGAUGUCAUUGCUCACAGGGCUCCCACACCCGUCUCCAAGGGAGCGCUGAGGGUGGCUUGACGAACACUUUCAGGGCAGAGGGACACAUCUGCCUGGAAAGUCAUGUCUACCAUUGAAGGGAGAGAGUGUGGCCAAGAUGGCUUAGUAGGGCACAACCAGCUUUGGUGAGCCUGAUUGUGUGGUGGUGUGUUUGAGAAACCCACCGAGUUUGUGCUGGGCUCUGAAGUGAGGGAGCUUGCUGAGAGAAAAAAGGAAAAGUACUGACUUGGUUGCACUGACCAUGGAAUCAAGAUUAGAAUAAAUAUGUGGUUGUAGAUGCAUAUCCCCAGGUAAGAAUCAUAGCUCACCCCAGGAUCUUAAAAGUAGUCAAGGGCAUUGUUGACAGUGAGUGGGAAGUAUUAUUGCUCUGCGUAGUAGUUAGUCACAUUUAUGUGUAUUUAAACUCAGAUUAAGACCUGACUUUGUCAUGUGUACUAAGAACAAAGCAGCAUAGCUGAGAGACCUAGAUUACUCUAUGUAGUAUUGUGGGGAGCGGGAAUGGGGGUGGGGGAGGUGUUUAUUUUUAAAAGAACGAAUCAAAGCAUUUUUGCAAAGUUGUCACUCAUUGAACUUGAGCAUCCAGACAUCUCACUGGAGUGUUUCAUCCUUUCACACCAAAAGGCAUGGUAUCCAUGCUCUGCUGGGGGUAUUUAUAUGGGUUAGAGGGUGAGGAAUAGGGAUGGCAUUUGAGAAGCUAUGUAAACUUAAACGAUGGACUUCUAGGCAUUUCCACAGAAACACCCAGGAAGAAACAAAGACUUUGGACACAGAUGCUUCCACAUGAGUCAGUGACUACUCUCCUGCGACCUCUGGCUUCCUGUCCUUGACUGCAAUACUUCCCUAUGCUCAAGUCCUUGUUUUAAAUGAGACGACAAAGCACAAUGUCUGCUGUUUACAACCAAGAUAAAUACAUGGGUCCAAACAUUUAUUCUCUCUCCAGGUCAUUUGUUUUGCAUUUUUAACUUCAGUUUCUUCCUUUAGUUUUUAAAAUAAAGCACACUCAGAGCUGCCCCUGAAAUGGGAUCAGGGUACAGCUGAAUCAAGGCACCCAGUGUCCAUGACUAAAUUUUGUUUAUCUUUUUAAUAGCAAAUAAGAAAUGGAACAACUGGUAGGGCUCAGCAAUUUUAUAUUCCCAUAUCUGCAUAAGAUAAAUUUUGUUUCCCAUUAACCUGGGUUAGAAUCUCGCCGAGGUGAACACUGGCGCUGCCUGUGGAAAUUCCACUUCUGGGGACAUUUCCUAGACAUUCUUGUCUCCUUUAUGCUGCUAGUGGGUCAUGCCCACCUCUUUGAGCGGUUCAAGUUCCUGUGUGCUAGAGUCCUGUAGAGCAGACCUGUGCAUGCUUUUCCUUGACAACACUUGGCUCAUGUCUUUUGCUCUCUUUUGGUAAGGUCCUUGUUCCUUUGUAUUCAGAAUAAAAAUAAAUUUGGUCAUGUGCUUUGAUUGCUUUUCUGGGGGAUGGGAAAGGGGUAGAGAUGACGUUUCUAGGGAGAGAGGAUGUGCAGUAAGUCCAGUCAUGAGUUCAUCCAGGAGGCGAGUUGGAUGGAUGAUGUUCCUAAUCUAGGCAGAACUGAAAAAUUAGAUGUUAACCAGGAAUAUAUGGUACUUUAGGUUCACCAACACGUUUUCAAAAAUCAGGUUAAGGAAAAUGUUGUCCAAGGCAAAUGGGGAGGAAGAAGUUGUAAACUUAUAGCUGAUACUGACACCAGUUAACUGGGAUACCGCUCUGUUUUUUAGUAGGUCAACCUUCACGUUUCAAUCCCAUUCCAAAGCCAGCACAGUGUUGUCCACACCUGUAGUCCCAGCUACUCAGGAAGCUGGGGCAGGAGAGUCACCUGAGCCCAAGAGUUCAGGGCUAACCUGGGCAAUAUAGUAAUAAUUCAUCUCAAAGAGGGGAAAAAAAGAAAGAAAAAAUUCCCACUCUGUAU
Molecule: messenger RNA, 3752 nt
Organism: Castor canadensis (American beaver)
Lineage: Eukaryota; Metazoa; Chordata; Mammalia; Rodentia; Castoridae
Gene: Vopp1
Product: VOPP1 WW domain binding protein
Cellular component (GO): cytoplasmic vesicle membrane
Source: RefSeq, a predicted model, not a curated record